AUAUUUUGAGCUUGCCCAAUAAAGUUUAUAUCUGUGACAAAUAAAAACGUUUAUCUCAUUGUGAGUUUGUGACAGCUCACCCUAUUUCUCUCUCCUCUAGCAACUCCAGGCCACCACCACCAAACCAAAAUAUUUCCUUCUCUUUCCUCUCCUCCCAAGGUCAUGCCGAUCAACCCAUCUAUAUUUGCUGCUUCAUAACGGUAAAUCGACCGGCCGAACAAAAGACACUCUAGUAAAAUUGAGCCCUUACUAACUCCUUAGGGAAAGGCUUUUGCUAACCCCAAAAACAUUUCUGGUCAAAAAUCUCAAAAGAGGUGGUAAUUGUUUCCGUAAUUAGGUUUGAGCGAUGUAGGUGGGGUAGUGUAGUUAGAGCGGCUGGGUGGUGCUAGUGGUCGUGUAGUUGGAGCAGCAGGGCAGUGCUAGUGGUCGUGCAUGUAGUGGGGAGGAAUUUUGGUUUGGUGGUGCUAGCGGACAUCUACAGUAUUGAAUUGUUGAUGGUGGUGGAAUAUCUAGAGGACAGAGAAAGAGGUGGCUCUAAUAUAGCAAAACGUAGUAGUACUCUUGGGAGUUGGGACAAUUUCCGACCAUACGUAGUAGACCACUGUAGUACUUGUUUCAUCACCAGAUUCCCAUCCUUCCCGCCAUUGCUAAAGCUGAAUUCCAAAUUCCAAAUUCCAAAUUCCAGCCAAAUGACUUCAAUUUCUCUCUCUAUCAUCCCAUUCACAACAAUAAACAGAUUAACCUCUAUUCCCUUCUUAAAUCCCCCGAAAUUCCCGCUUAAUUGUUCAUUAAAUUACCCUUCAAAACCCCAAUUUCAAUUAGGGUUUCGGGUGAAAAUUUCUCGAUUUUCUCGAAAUUCUUCCAUAAAUGGAGCAGACCCACUUGGCUCAGUUGAGGUUCUUAGGGUUCCUGAUCAUUGGUUGGAACCUUCCAGAGCUAUUCAGGAAUCAGAGUGGCUUAGAGUGUCACUCCAUAAGUGGUUAGAUGAUGAAUAUUGUCCUGAACCAACUAAUGUUGACAUCAGUAGAGUGGCUGCUAACUCUUAUUACCAGUCAUUAUUGCAGAAGACUACUGAUCUGGGUGAAAUUUUGUUGAAAAUGGUCCGAGAACUUGAAUCUAUUUCCUACCAGGAAAGCUUUCAUGGAGCUUUCUCUUCUGCCAAUGCUGCUGUUAAUCUAAUUGCUGAGAGGAUAGAUAAUGUUUAGCUUCUUCUCUUCCUUAUUAUGUCUUUAUUGCUGCCUGUCCAUCUCCACCCUUGUCUCCUCCUUGUGUGGAUAUUGAAGGAAAGAGAAAUAGCGGAAAGAGGUUGCUGCAGUUCUUAAUUGUCCAUAUGUUGAUAAUCUGUAAAGAUAUGUCACACAGGUGUAACUAAUGGAUGCGCUUUUUCCAACUUAUAUCUGUUUAUUCUCGUUUGCUCAUGGAUGCUCAGAUCUUGAAUCAACGUAUUUUUAGGAGACUGCAAUGGCAUUCAGCUUAACUUUCAAAAGGUGUGGAUGUAGAGGUUGCAAACCUUGCGAUCAUAGGUAAACGGGAACUACAGUAUGUAAUAAAUCUGUUUCAUGAAGAUGAAUUUAUGAUUCCCUUACACUA
Chenopodium quinoa (quinoa) is the source of this 1590-nucleotide messenger RNA. RefSeq lists its product as uncharacterized. The record is from RefSeq and is a predicted model, not a curated record. The coding region runs from base 495 to 1205 and encodes 236 amino acids. The transcript has 3 exons. Lineage: Eukaryota; Viridiplantae; Streptophyta; Magnoliopsida; Caryophyllales; Amaranthaceae.